GAGAGCAUUUCCAUCGAUUGAAGCCCUUGAACCAGCCGUACGUGUGUAUGCAGUUUCGGUCGGAGGUUUCGCCUGCUGUGUAUUUCUCCGCAGAGCAUCAGAUGUAGGAUGCAAGAAAAGAUGCCAGGACUGCUCAGCGGAGGGAAGCGAUUCCUGUUGAUCUACGCAUCGCAGACGGGCCAGGCGAAGGCCAUCGCAGAGGAGAUCGCCAGCCUUGCCCCCGAGCACGGCCUCCUCCCCGACCUCCACUGCAUCAGCCUCACCGAGAAAAAGUUCGACAUCACCCAGGAGCGGUGCGUCGUGAUCGUGACAUCCACGACGGGGGAGGGCGAGCCGCCGGACACGGCCCAGAAGUUCUGGCGCCGCCUCAAGAAGACCACCCAUCCCGACGGCUAUCUCCGGCACCUCCGCUACGCCUUGCUCGCGCUGGGGGAUUCAAAUUACACCAGCUUCUGCAAUUGCGGGAAGAUGAUAGAGAAGCAGUUGAGGGUCCUGGGUGCAGAGCCGCUCUGCCCGCCCGGUUGGGCCGACGAUGCCGUCGGACUGGAGAUAGCAGUGGAACCAUGGAUAGAAAACCUUUGGCCAGCCCUUCAGUCCUUCCUCGGCAUCGAAGGAAGGCAGGAGAAGGAAGAACCCGAGAGAAAGCAGAAAAAGGACGAACCUGAAGGAAAGCAGGAAAAAGAUAAUGAAGAAAAUCAGAAGGGAGAACCUGACCCAGAGGUUCAGACCCUUCUUUCUUCCUCAGAAGAGCCACUUUCCGGCACGCUCGUGGCCUCGCUCGGCAUUCCCGAAGAUGCCAAGAUGUCUCUGCCUCCCCUGCCAGCUCCGUAUCUCGAUGUCGUCAUGCACGAUGUGCAACCAGGGGAGGCUGUGGAAGAUUUUCACUUGAAGAACCUGCCCCUGCAAGAGGGAGACGUCCUCGAAGGUGACAUCGAGAAGGUCGAGGUCCUCACGUCGCCUGAUGCGGUCAAGAAGACCUUGCAUGUUGUCCUAAGGUUCAAGGAGGCUCCAUGGGCAUGGGGGCCAGGCGAUUCAUUGGGCCUCGUUUGCCCAAAUAUGCAUUCUGAGGUGGAAGUGGUUAUGAGAAGACUUGGGCUAAAAUUGCAAGAUGGGGAAGCCUUUUAUUCGGUGGAGAGUUUGGAUGAAUCCGGGAAGAAAAAGGUCCCUCCUCACAUUCCCCCUUUGGGAUCCUGGUUCUACCUUUUCACCUGGUGCCUCAACAUCAGGGCCAUUCUCAAGAAGGUGAACUCAUUGACAGACAUGUUUGAAAAUGCCCACUUCCGCAUUCUCUCGGAAUACAGUUCGGACGAGAGGGAACGCCGGUGUCUGCAGUGGUUGAGUUCCCGUGAGGGAGGCCAAGACUAUUCUCGCAGAAUUGUGGAACCUCAUUGUGGUUUCAUCGACAUCCUGGAGAGCUUCCCCUCUUGUCACCCGCCUCCGAGCCGCAUUCUCGAGAUGCUGCCCCGCAUCACACCCCGUCCGUACUCGGUCGCCUGCUCGCCUUGCCGUCAUGGUCCUCGAUGCCUGGAGUUUGUGUUGUCUGUGGUGGAGUUCCCUGCUGGGGAGGGACGCCUUGUCCCUCGCAAAGGGCUCUGCUCCGGAUGGCUGGAAAAUGUAUCCAACAGCAUGGAUUCCCUUGUUGAUUGCCUCGAGGACUUGCACAUUCCAGCCUCCUCAACACCACUUAUUUCCCAGUCAAGAGUGCCUGUGUGGGUUUACAAGAGAAAGAGCAGUGGUUUCAAACUCCCUGAGAACCUUGACUCCCCUAUAGUGAUGAUUGGUCCUGGAACUGGCCUUGCCCCUUUCAUUGGCUUUCUCCAGCAUAGAGACCAUGAAACAGUGAAGAAGGAACCCUGGUGGCUGUUCUAUGGAUGCCGGCACCCUGACAAGGAUUUUCUCUUCAAGGAAGAACUUGACCAUUUCCUCGCCUCUGGAUCCUUGGGUCGUCUGCUGGUGUCUUUCUCCCGUGUGUCAUCCCCUGACUCCCCCAAUUAUGUCCAGGAUAACAUGAGACUCCAUUCCAAGGAGCUAGUGGACCUCAUCACAGAACAGGGUGCAACGGUCUACAUCUGCGGGGAUGCACACAACAUGGCCAAAGACGUCCAGUCCUGCUUCCUUGAUAUCAUAGCUCAAGAAAAAGGUGUGAGUCAUGCGGAGGCGUUGAAAAUUUUGGAAAACAUGCGUUCACAGAAGAAGUACCUACAAGACAUCUGGAGUUAAUCUGUUUGUAGGCAACAUAUCAUCCAGAACACAAAACUUGUGCUGCCAUACAAGUGUAUAACAAAUUCCAGUGCGGUGUGUUUUUGCUGAUAAUAUGCUCACUUAAGCGACUGGUCUUCCAUUUCCACCUCUUUGGCUUCAUUGUCCCGAGAGUUUUGAUGUAUCAGUGAUUUUCAGGUGC
Messenger RNA from Darwinula stevensoni, 2401 nucleotides. NCBI's taxonomy places the organism in Eukaryota, Metazoa, Arthropoda, Ostracoda, Podocopida, Darwinulidae. The record is from the annotation of a GenBank genome assembly.